UCUAACUUCCUUUUAUUUUGAAAUCAACGACCCGGAAACCUUCUCACGCAGCAUUUGUUCCUCGUUCCUCUUCUCCUGUGUGUGCUGGGCUCUGUUCACCAUGGCGCAGGCGGUGCAGAAACUCAUUGCAAAAGUGCCUACUUUAGUUGGUGCCGCUGUCACAUACUCCAAACCCCGACUAGCGACCUUCUGGUACUAUGCCCGGGUGGAGCUCGUCCCACCGUCCCCUGCUGAGAUCCCCAAAGCCAUAGAGGCCGCAAAGGGGCUCGUCAAGAGCUACCAGUCUGGACGCCUGGGACAAACCACAGUAAAAGAUGCCUUCAGGAAUGGACUUGUGGCCACUGAGGUGCUGAUGUGGCUCUACAUUGGCGAGUGCAUCGGCAAAGGAGGCCUUAUUGGAUACGAUGUCUAAAUAUUGUAUUUUCUUUCUCCUUUGGCACUUCUAACUGUCACAUUCUCAAAAACCUGCCCACAAUUUUCAAAUAAACAGAUGUCUGCAGUCGGAUAAGUA
Messenger RNA from Morone saxatilis (striped sea-bass), 511 nucleotides. Its product is annotated as ATP synthase subunit g, mitochondrial-like. NCBI's taxonomy places the organism in Eukaryota, Metazoa, Chordata, Actinopteri, Moronidae. Gene Ontology annotation, biological process: proton motive force-driven ATP synthesis. The record is from RefSeq and is a predicted model, not a curated record. Gene Ontology annotation, molecular function: proton transmembrane transporter activity.